Molecule: messenger RNA, 7122 nt
Organism: Spizellomyces punctatus DAOM BR117
Lineage: Eukaryota; Fungi; Chytridiomycota; Chytridiomycetes; Spizellomycetales; Spizellomycetaceae
Exons: 38
Coding region: 163-6993 (2276 amino acids)
Biological process (GO): vacuolar acidification
Cellular component (GO): RAVE complex
Molecular function (GO): protein binding
Source: RefSeq, a predicted model, not a curated record
CAAAAACCUUUGCUCAUCUUCCUUGUCGACGUUCAAAGCAUACCCAUUAAACCCAGUCAUCUGCAAGCGCUCAUGUCAUUCUAAGACGCACUCUUAUUGUAGCUCUUUUUUUCGUUGUAAGCAAACAAGGUCGCCUGAAGAGCAGACAACCCUAUUGCCGCAAUGCAGCACAUACAACAAAUAAUAGCAGGGAAAUCCAACACGACGUUGUCGUCAAUUGCGACGGGGGUUUAUCGCGGGACGCGAUAUGUGAUCUAUGCAAGCGGUGCUAAUUGUAUCGUCUAUACUGCAACCAACGAAUUCGUCCAGAUUCUGAGAAGUCCAGCUGGUGAUGAGGAAGAGGUAGCAGCCGUUGCAUUUGCGUCUGACGGAGGAUGUAUCGCGGCAUCAUUCGGAGACAAAGUUCUAUUAUUCAAACCCCGUGAAGGUGGGGAUAAGAUUCAGUGGAACUUGGAAAGCACGUUGACGCACCCCAACCCAGUACGGGCAAUAUCGUGGAGUACGCAAGGUGAAUUGUUGGUCGCUGGACGAUCUAUAUGCUUAUGGGAACGAAAGGACGAUGGGGUAGAUGCGCAAGAUGGUGGCUGGAUACAAACGUGGAGUGUUAGCUUAUCAUCAGACGUUGCCAAAGCGGAAUUCUCGCCAGAUGGACAUUUCUUUGCGACUUUCGGAGAGUUUGACAGGCUUGUUAAAGUGUGGAAUAAGGUCACGGAAGGUCACGGCAAAGACUUUCCAAAGUACAACUUUGUGUACUUACCACAUGCGAGAUCCGUGAUUAACAUGGAGUGGCGACGCACAUCAAAACACCGACUGGUUGAGGACAACGUCUUGAUGACAAUAUCUCGGGAUAACAUAUGUCGGCUCUGGUGCCCCGUCUCGGAAGCCGAGCCAUAUGAAUUUCAUCUUGCAGUCGCCAUCGACCCCACCGAUUUCCCACUCACUGAGGACCCAACCAAAUCACCGCAUCCCCAUAUCUGCGCUGUGCACUGGCUGCACAGUGAAGAGAUUCAACGCGCCAUCAAACUCAGAGAAGAGGAAGAGAAGCGAUUUGCCAAGAAGAAUUCACGUCGAAAACCUGGUUCCACACUGCUGAAGAGUCGGAAAUUGAAAGACGCAGUAAAAGACUAUUCCGAAAUACUCUUUCAUGUCCAGAGCGAUGGAGCUAUGAUAGUUUGGGGAGUGCAGUAUCUGACGAGCCGUCCAAGGCGGAUGGCAAAAGUCAUUGUGCUCAUGAAAACUGACCAGACGGUCGCCUCUGAAGAUUUCGACUUUUUUGAAGGGAAUGUAACAGUCUUUCAUAAUGACUGGGCCAUGAAAAAGUCCGCGAUUUUCUUCCCAGCUGAACUCCAAAUACUUGCCCAACGGGCAGACGGCAUCAUCAACACAUAUACAAUGAAUCUGGAUGACUUCUUCGCCACAUCUUGGAUGAUUCCACACCUAUCGCUGAUGCACUCAUGGGGUGGUCCUCGUGGUUCUGUAAAGAAACUUUGCAGACAUCCGAAUAAGAAUUUCGUUGCGUCUGUCGGGAUGGAUGGAGAGGUCAUUGUUUAUCAGAGUAGUGUCCCGCAGGUUGGACUGAGGACAACCGAUGGCUUGCAAGUCAUAGCUUCUUUUCCAGCGGAUGGCGUUCACGACAGAACUCGGAACGUCACUUGGCUUCCUCAUGGCUUGCAUCUCGUCAUUGAGGAAGCGGGUAUAUUGAUAUUAUACCGUAUCGAUGCAGCGGGAAAGACCAAGCUACGAGAACUGGAAGGAUAUGAUUCGACAUGUCGUUUACUUCUUCUGCAUGCCUAUUACGAUGCCGAAGUUAAUGAAAAGAACGCCGUACAUAUUAUUGGUAUCGGAGCCGAGAACACCGUGUUUGUGUGGGCCGCAGAGUUCAAUGCGAAUGACGCUGUGGGAGCAUCAUUAAUAUCAAAAAGCCGCCUCGAGCAUUCAAUUGUUCGCGCCUCCCCGACAGAUGACCUGUGUUCGACCUUUUACCCCGACUCUCCAGUCGGUGCACAUGUCUUUUUGACCUUUUCCGAAGACAAUAUAGUUCGAUUUUGGCAUACUGGGAAUGGAAGUCUGGCGUCGCUUGCGUCCAAUGACACUCAGCCAUGGCGGGUAGUAGCGGAGUUUGAAGUCAAUGAGGUGGCGGAGCUCGUGGAAACUGAUGCAUUCGGUAAACUAGCGAUAGUGUCUGUUAAGGAUGGUAGCAGGCAGCUGGCCGUCUGGGGAAAUGAAGCCACGGGUUUGGAGAUGAGAGAGGAAUGGAGGAUUUCGCUGAGUGAUAGCGUGAUUGGAAUGGACUGGUACUUCACAUCAGAUGGCCAACAUGUACUUGCCCUAGCUAUGCCCAACCGGGUGCACGUGUAUUGCCAGCAGCGACUGGCCAGCGUAGAGGACGUGCCUAGCUGGACGAUCAUCAGUACUAUUGAGCUACCCUGGACGGAUACGGUUUCCGCGGUGUCAUGGUUAACAAAUGGAUCGCUAGCGGUUGCAACUGGGCAGAAGAUAUCCGUCUAUGAGAAGUGGCUUGAGGAAGAUGAAACUGGGCCAUCGGCCAGGGAUGAUGAUGCAACACCCAGACACAUGUUUUCUGUGGUGGAUGAAACAAACGGCCGGAUGCCCGAUCAUCAUCCACAAUUACUUGUGCAAUAUCUACUGUGGGGAAAAUUCAAUUUAGCGCGAUAUACCCUUUCCUUACUGUAUCAUUUUGUCAAACGUAUGGUCGAGAGCGGGAGAAUCAUCAGCGCUACCCCUAUGCCCCUGUGGAAGAUAUUUGCCGACGAUGAGCCAGAGACACAGGGCGGGCAGCAAUACGAUGCCUUGUUUGAUUUUGGUGACGAUGACUCUCAGAAGGAAGUUAAAGUUGGCGAGUUUGGGGACGAGCAGGCAGCGUAUCUUUCGGAGCAGUUGGCAAAAAUAUCACUGCCUGGUAUCACCAAUGUGGAGCAGAUGUCCCUUUUGGCGGUAAUCGAUACGCUUGUACAGGUGGAAAAACAGAAGCGAUCCCUAGACGAGAAUGGAGUCCGAUAUGUCCUCGCCAUGCGUUUGUUCCUGUUUUCACAGAAGUCCUUUCCGUCUCACCUAAAGCCAAACGGCCUGACGUCGAGGGAUAUUACUUGGGCUUACUUUAGCGAUUCGCAGGACAUGCUCUUAGAUUUCAUUACCCAGUCAUUCAACAAUAAACUCAUCUGGAAAGAUGCUAAAGCUCUAGGAAUUGGUUUCUGGCUCCGCAACGCGGAUACGCUCCGCCGAACUGUGGAAACAAUGGCACGGAACCAGUACAUGGGCCCGAAUGAGUCACGAGACCCUGUGGACUGUUCGCUGUUCUACAUGGCGCUGAAAAAGAAGAAUGUGCUACUAGGGCUGUGGAAAUUAGCCAAUGCCCAUCCUGAACAAGCUGCCAUGUUGAAAUUCUUGGCAAAUGAUUUUGAAACAGACAGGUGGAAGAGCGCAGCGCUAAAGAACGCGUUUGCAUUGUUAGGAAAGCAAAGAUAUGAGUACGCGGUAACCUUCUUCUUGUUGGCCGACAAACUUAAAGAUGCCGUGAAUGUAUGUUUAAAGCAACUGAACGAUCCCCAGUUGGCAAUCGUUAUUUGCCGUCUGUAUGAAGGGGAAGAUGGCCCCAUUCAGCGUGAGAUGCUCUUGAAUAGCAUUCUUCCACGGGCGCUUGAUCAAGGCGAUAGGUGGCUUGCCAGUGUUGCUUUUACAAUGCUGAAACAGAGAGAUAAAGCUUUAUUAGCGACCUUGACCCCGCUAGAUACGCUACUUCCUCCAUCAGACGAAGUGCAAACGUCGCCGCCCGACCAAAGUUCAAAGCCCCAAUCCCUCUCAGAUCCGACCCUCUUAGUAUUUUAUCACCAUCUUCGUCGAUCAUACCGAAGUAUGCGAAUUUCUCAACCCCGCAUCCCACCGGAUCUGGAAUGCGAAUUUGUGUACCGAAGUGCACAGGCAUACGAACAAUUGGGAUGCCCGGGUUUGGCAUUAGAUAUUGUGAGGAAAGCGGAUGAGCUGGUUGGAUUAUAUGUAACAGACGAGGAGGCUGUCCCGGUUGUUUACAAACCUCCGUCCGAUGACAUCGCUGUCGGGGUCUUGGAUAUAGAUAAAUGGGGAGCCGGAAUCAAAACCAGCGAGAUCAAGUCAGAAGAAUCGGCUUCAAAGGAGACAGCAGGCGGUAUUGACUGGGGCGACCCCGUUUCAAAGCAGAAUGCUGGAGACUUUGACUGGGGUGCACCAGUUUCACAACAGACAAGCGCAGGCAUCGAUUGGGGCGAGCCUGUCAACAAAACAACCGCUGAUACUUUCGAUUGGGGGGCACCAGUUUCUAAUCAAACCGCGGGUGGGAUCGACUGGGGUGAACCUACGUCAGGACCAACGAUUAAGACUUCAAUGGAUGAUGAGUUUGAAGCCUUCAAAAGGAGUCUCGGUGGGUAUCAAGAGGAGGAAAUCACAGAUCUCGACCUCGAGGAGGAAAAUGGAGAUAAAGACGAUUUAAUACCUGAAGUAAAGAACGACGUAGUGGAGGUUUCCGAUAUUCCAAAUAUCCCAGCAAAGCCAAUUGACGAAGAGACUCUCCUCCGAUUAGAGUUGGAAAAACGCAACAUUCGCCUGUAUAACUGGAUGCUCGCCAUGCGCGUCGUCCAAGCUGCUUAUAAGUCCGCCUCGUCUGUGUCAAAAAACCGGGACGUGCUCAACGCCGAGAGCACGUUCCGGGACUACUUUGCGCUGUUGCAAGAUGGGAUUCGUGCGUUAUGCAGUCUUGUCGAAAUGCCCAUUGCUGUUAUGGAUCAGAUAUGGGACUCGAGGUGUAGAGAAAUGGAUGCUGCUGUCGCCUAUGUGGAGCUGAUGCCUCUACACGGAACAUUGGCUGAUUAUAAGGUGGAAAUUGGGAAGUUCAUUGUGGAGGAGUCCAAUACAUUAGCGAGGUUGUCAUUGGGAGAAGGUGAUCUUUGUGGUUCGGCAUUUAUUGAUUCGUUGUCGAGGCAAAUGCUUUGGUUCCUCGUCCGGUGGAUCGAACGUGCGUCUGCUGAGACACAGGCGGACUCCGUUCUUGACAAGGCCGUGGUCUCCCAAGCUGCUGCAACGGCCUUCCUCACUCUGACGGUCUACUCUAUCCGCAAAAGGAGGUUUACAACCCUUUAUUGGCUCGUCGGGUUUUGCGACCGCUUCUUCGAUGCUCUUCUCGCCGGCAACAUUAAUGACCUCAAAGAAAUAAUAUUGGAAGUUCUCAGUGAUCGACCAGUCGGGUCAAAUGCGGAUGCCGAAGAUUCAGAAGCAAAUGUUGACAGUGAACCAGAUGAUGAUGAUUUUGAAGAAGAAUGUGGAGCUUCAGUGCUAUCCCACGGCGAUGCCAUGUUAGUCGCUGAUGCCCUGACGACCACGGUGGCAUUACAGCAUGUUGGGCUCACCUUUGACGGAUAUCUGGCGCAGUUGAGGGAUGACGGAACGAGUUCGUCGCGUUCAACGGAUGAUAUCCACGGGUUUCUGUGUGAUGCAAUAUUGCGGCGGUUGAGUCGAAUGUUGUUCACUAUGCAAAAGGCAGUCGCGAAGGGGUGGGAAAAGACUGCGAUCCGCAUUCCCAAAGUCCGGAAGUAUUUGCAAGAUCCAGACGAAAAGCAAAUAUGGGAUUUGCUGGGACGGACAGUCAGCAUUGUGAAGAUGUUGGACUUGAUCUUGCAAGGGGGAAAAUCGGAGGAAAAGGAAGGUAACAUUCAAAAGAUAAUACCGAGUGAGAACACCGAGGGGGGAGAACCAGCAGAACCAAAAACACAGGAGACCCAGCCAGAGUUGAUCUACCGUACCAAAGACAUUAUACAUACAUUUGCGUUGAAUCCGCUCGACCACAACCACAUGGCGAUUGGGACCCAUCGAGGUAUACAAGAGAUCGAUGUCUCAAACGCGUUGAACUUCUUCCUUCGAAGAGGAACGUUUACAGAUCUCCGUGCAUCGGUUGAUGACUUUGAACUGAGGGCCUCAAGGCAACCUCCGGAACAUUUCUCUGCACCAAAGUUUGGAGUAACGGGCGCGGUCGAGAAGAAGGGUAUUAAGCGCCAGGAUACUCUCACGCGCAAUUUGAGCUUCGAUUCGAUGCAAAAGGCGUUGAAGACAAAUAUGCACAGUUUGAGGAGAGAGUCAUCUGCGGCUCUAGAAUUGGAUGCUGGGCAGAGAAUUGCACAUAAUGUUACUGGGGUCUCCUCGCUUGCGUCACAUCCUACUCUCAACUAUUACCUUGCGGGAAUAAGUGAACCCCCAACCACACCCGCUGUGGUCAACCUUUAUCAAUUCGGACAGCCUAAAGAGCUGGUCACAUACACGUCAGGCACCACUGCCCGCUUCACGCGAUGCCGAUUCGACCCCUUUGGUUCACGGUUUGGAGCCACUGAUACCAAGGGCGAUCUCUCUUUGUGGAGAUUUGAUGCUAGUGCACAAGCAUUAUCACCUGCAGCAGUUUUGGCGUGUCAUGCUGUAACGAACGAUUUUCUUUUUUGGAAGUCGAGUAGUUUGCUAGCUACUGCCGGAUUUUCUACUAGCCAGAUGAAUGUGUGUCUUUGGGAUUCACUGUUGCCAGCUAACAAGUCGCGAAUCAAAGGCUUUACGGUGGCCGAAGGUGGAGCGUACUCUCUAGCUUACUCUGCUCGACACGAAUUGCUGUUUGCGGGAGGGAAGCGAGGAGAUAUAUAUGUAUUUGACACUCGACAGCGAACGCUAUUGGACAACUUCCACGGCCAUGAACAAACUGUCAAAUCAUUGGCAAUUGACGAUGAAAAUAAUUGCUUGGUAUCGGGCUCCACUGGGGGCGAUGUAAAGCUAUGGGACCUCCGAACAUUCCAACAAACAGAAGCGUGGAACACUGUCCACCAGCGUUUAUCCAUUGGAGAUCGACAAUCGGGCAGCAGCGAGCGAGCAGGGCUAACAUAUGGUGUGAUGCAGAUUGAGGUUGUGGAAGAUGGAAUCUACACCUGUGGAGCCGAUGGAUGUGUGAGGAGGUAUAAAACUGGGAUUUGAGAUGUAGAACCUUUCAUGUUGGAUACGUUUAUGGAUGAAAAUAUGCUGUCACUCAUGCAUAAUGUUGGCAUACGUGACUUGUAUACGUAUGGAAAUUAAUAUGGUGUCAUACCGUUCUCUUACGGGCUA